GGCACAACCCAGAGUAUAAAGGGUGCUGGCCGCACGGCCAGAAUCAGACCAGCUGAGGCCCAGCAGCAGCCCGGCAGCCGCUCCCAGACGCGGACGGACAGGACACUCCCGCCAUGAGGCCCGUGACAGUCCUCCCCCUACUGGCCCUGGCCGCACUGUGCCUGGCUGGCACGGCGGAUGCGAAGCCCAGCGGUGUGGAGUCCCGCAGAGGUGCAGCCUUCGUGUCCAAGCAGGAGGGCAGCGAGGUGGUGAGGAGGCUCCGGCGUUACCUGGACUCCGGGCUGGGAGCCCCAGCCCCCUACCCGGAUCCCCUGGAGCCCAAGAGGGAAGUCUGCGAGCUCAGCCCCAACUGUGACGAGCUGGCUGACCACAUCGGCUUCCAGGACGCUUACCAGCGCUUCUAUGGCACAGUCUAGAGAGGGCAGCAACCCCCCAACCCCGGCUCCCCUCCCCUCUCCCUGGCCCCCCUGCCCCGCAAGUGUGGGGUCCCCAUCAUCCCAGCUGCUCCAGAAUAAACCCCGGAAGAGGAAUUUGUG
Callorhinus ursinus (northern fur seal) is the source of this 536-nucleotide messenger RNA. RefSeq names its product bone gamma-carboxyglutamate protein (gene BGLAP). Gene Ontology annotation, molecular function: structural constituent of bone; calcium ion binding; hydroxyapatite binding. Gene Ontology annotation, biological process: bone development; osteoblast differentiation; regulation of cellular response to insulin stimulus. The record is from RefSeq and is a predicted model, not a curated record. NCBI's taxonomy places the organism in Eukaryota, Metazoa, Chordata, Mammalia, Carnivora, Otariidae. Gene Ontology annotation, cellular component: extracellular region.